CGUGGCUCAGUGGGCAUGGUGCUGAUGGGUUGGUGGUUGCAUUUGAUGAUCUUAGAAUUCUUUUCCAACAUCAGUGAUUCUAUGAAAUCUUUGUUUUCUUUCCUUCAAGCUUGCAGUCCUUUUAUUCAGACAGCAAGAUGUUACGCCAGACCUGUGAGAAGAAAGUUGAAAGACAUCCCCAGCCAUUUGGAUGAUCUCCCUCCAACAAUGUUGAAGAAAGAUUAUGCCAAUGUCCCAGUAAUAAAUAGUGUUGACGAUGUAGUGAAAAGAUUAUUGUCACUGGAAAUGGCAAACCAGAGGGAGAAAAUGAAGAUAAAGAUACAGCAGCUGGUAGAGAAGGUCAGGAGGUCUCCCAGUGACAAUGGCUCCUUUGAGGUGCAAACUGCCAUACUGACUGCCAAGAUACGCACUUUUGAGGAACAUCUUCAGAGGCAUCCCAAGGAUAAAAAUAACCGUCGUCGCAUGCUGAUGGCCAUGGAUCGCCGGAAUAAACUGCUUGCGUAUCUUCGCCGUGUCCGCUACGAUGUCUUUGAAAACACUUGCAAGCAGCUGAACAUCCAGUAUACACCACACCCUGCCUACUCCAGGAGGGUCACCAAGCGCUGGGUUGUUAAGAAGGCUUUCUGUGUCAAGGUUUUCCAGGAGGCACGGAAGCUGAAAGCAGCAGAAAGGCUGAAGGAGAGAAGAAAGUGGCAAGAGAGAGCCAGAGCUGCAAAGGAGAAGCAGGCACAAAGCGAGGGGACACCUGUAUAGCAGCACAUUGGGUCUGUGAUACAGCCAGCCUCUCCAAAAAUAAAGAGCUCCCAAAAGGCA
Messenger RNA from Meleagris gallopavo (turkey), 813 nucleotides. NCBI's taxonomy places the organism in Eukaryota, Metazoa, Chordata, Aves, Galliformes, Phasianidae. The record is from RefSeq and is a predicted model, not a curated record.